UUGACGUGUCUGAAUUGACAUCCACCAAUUGGAGUCCGGUUUUGUAUUUUAAAGAUAAAUAAUUGUUGAAAUACAAAUAUAAUUAUUUCAAUUUCAAUUAAAUUGUGAAAACAAAUAGUUAAAUAAGAUUAUUUUUGUUAUUCUACACUAUUAAACAUUAGAAUAAAGAUAAAAAUGUCGUACAGCAGUGGCCCAGGAGCACCAAAUGAUUUCUAUGCCAGCGGCGGUGAUCAGUCUUAUAACUUUGAAGUUCCAGAAUUUGGCCAAGAAUUAAAUUUCCAAAACUUUGACAAUACUGAAGCUUCCGUACCACCGAAUUACGAUGCUAAUUAUAGCGGUGGUAAUCAAGGUCUAGGCGGUUUCUACGAUCCCAAUGCGUAUGUAAAUCAAACUUACGACCAAGAUUCUGGUUUCAAGCCCGGCGGUACAGGAAAUGAGUUUGAUGAUGAACCACCAUUGUUGGAAGAAUUAGGAAUAAAUCCGCAACAUAUUUUUCUUAAGACACUGGCUGUUCUAAAUCCAUUGCGUGCCACCGAUCAAACUAUUCUCCAGGACACAGACAUGGCCGGCCCACUGGUGUUCUGUUUGGCUUUGGGCGGUUUCCUGCUUUUGAGCGGCAAAGUAACAUUCUCAUACAUUUAUGGCAUCGGUGUGAUGGGCUGCAUCGCCUUUUAUUGUCUGCUGUCGCUGAUGGCAACACAGGCGCAAGUAACCUUCGGCGCUGUGGUCUCUGUGCUCGGCUAUUGUUUGCUACCCAUGGUGGUGUUGUCCGGCAUUAAUGUUUUAAUCACCAUACAGGGCACCCUGGGUCUAAUUGUCGCCGGUGUGGCGAUACUCUGGUGUGCCAUGUCCGCUUCGAAACUAUUCGUGACGGCCUACUCGAUGGACCACCAACAAGUGCUGAUUGCCUAUCCGUGUGCGCUCUUGUAUGGCGUCUUUGCUCUGAUUACGAUAUUUUAAAAUACACAAAUUUAUCGAACCUAAUCUAAUAAUAAUAGUGGCCUAACCAAGAAUAAUAUAAGAAAUAAUAUGAUAAUAAUAAUAUUAAAGACGUUUGCGGAAAUUGUGGAGUUAAGAAGUAGGAAAUGCCGAAAGAAACAACGUUUUGAGAAUUUAUGCGCGAUAAAAUUAACAAAUAUUACAGAAUUCAUAUUUUUUAAUAAAAGGAAAAUGAAAACAAGUUUA
Zeugodacus cucurbitae (melon fly) is the source of this 1185-nucleotide messenger RNA. RefSeq names its product protein YIPF5 (gene Yip1d1). The coding region runs from base 175 to 960 and encodes 261 amino acids. The transcript is spliced from 7 exons. Lineage: Eukaryota; Metazoa; Arthropoda; Insecta; Diptera; Tephritidae. Gene Ontology annotation, biological process: vesicle fusion with Golgi apparatus; endoplasmic reticulum to Golgi vesicle-mediated transport. The record is from RefSeq and is a predicted model, not a curated record. Gene Ontology annotation, cellular component: trans-Golgi network; membrane.